Scaptodrosophila lebanonensis is the source of this 2334-nucleotide messenger RNA. Its product is annotated as serine proteinase stubble. The record is from RefSeq and is a predicted model, not a curated record. The transcript has 6 exons. Gene Ontology annotation, biological process: proteolysis. The coding region runs from base 1 to 2115 and encodes 704 amino acids. Gene Ontology annotation, molecular function: serine-type endopeptidase activity. NCBI's taxonomy places the organism in Eukaryota, Metazoa, Arthropoda, Insecta, Diptera, Drosophilidae.
AUGCACAUACGCGAAGUAACGCAGUCGGCGCUUAGCGGCUGCGCCCUGAUGCUACAGACCCAAGCCGCUGCUUAUGAUGAGGACUACGGAGAUUAUGAUGAGCCGCGUCAUCUGAGAAACGAUGCGUCUUUCUUUCAGCCGCAUUUGCAUGACGCCCGUCGCAUGGGACGUCAACAGCAACUGGGCUCAUCGGCCAGCGUGGAGUCGCAGUCGACCAGCAGUUUGUCCGUGGAUGAUGACGACGAUGGCGUCGAAGGCUCCAGCGAGUACUAUGAUGACAGCGAAGACGAGGGGGAUGAGGAGAGUGCCACCAGCGAGAGUGCCAGCGAUGAAUCGCUGCCACGUCUGCUCUCACAAUCCGCCUUCCAUCGCAUAUCCGAGACCCUGGGAGCCCUCAACACAGUCGGCCAUAUGUUGGUGGACAUGACGCGUGGGGGUCAGGACAGCAAGACAGAGAAUGGCAGUAGUGCUGAGACGGCCUCGAGCAGCAGCUCGACCAGCUCCACCAGCACGACGGAACGUACGCCCUCCACAGAGGUGAUAUCGGGCAAAAUAUUGGACACGAAGAGGACACUUUCUGCGAAUAGUUUGCUGCCAGCUGGCAAGCCCGCGAAUCUGAGUGCCAUUCAGGUGGCUACGAAGCGCAUUGGACAGGAGGAGCCGCUGCAGAAGCCCAUGUUUGUGGAGAACAAGGAGUUGAAGCAAAAGCGCAAGAAGAAGAAGAACAAGAACAAGCAGAAGAUAAAGAAACCCAACGAACAGACAGAGGUGAUUACAGCAACUCAGUCGCAGUCGCAGUCUCAACAGAAGAUCAAAAUUCCCACCACAUUGCGCACCACCACCACCACAACAACAACAAGAAGUCCAACCACAAGCACCACACUGCGUCCACUCGAUCAGCUGGCCUUGGCGAGCGACGAUGCCGGCACGGCCAAGGAUGUGGAGAAUUAUUGCAAAACCCCCAGCGGUCGACCCGGCCGUUGUGAGGAUCUCAGCAGCUGUCCGGCUCUGCUGCUAAAUCUGAGCAGCCUGCGUGAGUCGCUUUGCUUCAAGAGCCUGUUUGUGCCCGGAGUUUGUUGUCCGCUCAGCGCGGCCGCCACAGCUACAGAGAGCUCCACGCCGUUGACCACACAGCGACCCCUGAAGCUCACCACCAAGCCACCCGUCACAUUGGCCACCACUAAGCGACCCACCCUGCGUCCUACAGUGCGACCGACAGCCGGCUUGGUGCUCAUACCUCAGGCGAAGCCCUCGACUACGACCACAAGCACCACAACAGAAGCACCACUCGAGCCGGAGGGCUUGGACGAUAUAGCCAAUAACAUUGUCGAUCCGGAGGAGUGCGGACAACAGGAAUACUCUACAGGUCGCAUUGUUGGCGGCGUGGAGGCGCCCAACGGCCAGUGGCCCUGGAUGGCGGCCAUUUUCUUGCACGGACCCAAACGCACGGAGUUUUGGUGUGGUGGCUCCCUCAUUGGAACGAAGUACAUACUGACGGCGGCGCAUUGCACCCGAGAUUCCAGGCAGAAACCCUUUGCUGCUCGCCAGUUUACGGUGCGUUUGGGAGACAUCGAUCUUUCCACAGAUGCGGAGCCCUCCGCGCCGGUUACUUUUGCCGUCAAGGAGGUGCGCACACAUGAGCGAUUUUCACGCAUUGGCUUCUACAAUGACAUCGCGAUUCUUGUGCUGGACAAGCCAGUGCGCAAGUCCAAAUACGUGAUACCGGUUUGUCUGCCGCGUGGUGCCCGUAUGCCGCCCAAGGAGCGUCUGCCCGGACGCCGAGCCACCGUUGUCGGCUGGGGCACCACCUAUUACGGCGGCAAGGAGUCGACGAGUCAGCGGCAGGCCGAGCUGCCCAUUUGGCGCAAUGAGGAUUGCGAUCGCAGCUACUUCCAGCCCAUCAAUGAGAACUUCAUUUGUGCAGGCUACUCGGAUGGCGGUGUAGAUGCGUGUCAGGGUGACUCCGGCGGUCCACUUAUGAUGCGUUACGACUCCCAUUGGGUGCAGCUGGGUGUCGUAUCGUUCGGCAAUAAGUGUGGCGAGCCCGGCUAUCCCGGCGUUUACACGCGUGUCACGGAAUAUUUGGACUGGAUACGGGAUCAUACGAGGGAUUGAGGUCGCACUGUUGGCUUGGGUUAGUUUUAACUGUUGCUAGGUUUAUGUACUCGCUAGUCUAUAUACGAUUAAUAUUUAAAAGUUGUAGGCAGCGCUCCUUUCUUACCUGACACUCCAUGUUGAAUACUACUUCAAUUCUUUCUCUUUCUAUAUAUAUAUGUCCGUAUUUAUUAAUCCCCGAAAGACGUUGCAAUCAAAUUGUUUACCAUAUUAGUUUGU